GAGUCCAGGAGAGCCCAGCUUCGGGGUUUUUUCUUCUCUCUCUUGUUCCUCCCCGUAUUUUCUUCUUAGGUCUGUCUAUGCUGGUUCUCGUCUUGACUGAAAAACCCUAGUAUGUGAAUUCGUUUAGCAUCCUAAAGUCCUCAAAGCAAAAAGUCAUAAUUCAACAGCAUCCAGCGACGCUAGGGUUUUCCGCCUGUCUCGAUCACUGAAUUCUGAGGAUCUUUUUUGAAUUAAGUGUCUAGGCUCACUUCGGCGUCUAAAUUCAGGUUCAGGAUUGGUUUGAUUUUAUUGUGAAAGCUCUGGAUUAGUUUAAUUAAAGAACAUGAGUGCCCAGAAGAAGAGGGGCUUCCAAAUAGAGGCGUUUAAGCACCGGGUUGUGGUGGAUCCAAAAUAUGCAGAUAAGACGUGGAAGGUUUUGGAGCAUGCAAUUCAUGAGAUUUACAAUCAUAAUGCUAGUGGACUUAGUUUUGAAGAGCUUUAUAGGAAUGCUUAUAACAUGGUGCUUCAUAAAUUUGGGGAGAAGUUGUACUCAGGACUUGCUAUGACUAUGACUUAUCAUCUUAAAGAGAUAUCUAAAUCGCUUGAAGCUUCUCAAGGAGAGAUCUUCUUGGAAGAGGUCAAUAGAAAGUGGGCAGAUCACAACAAGGCUUUGCAAAUGAUUCGAGACAUACUGAUGUACAUGGAUAGAACAUUCAUACCGAGUACCCAUAAAACACCAGUUCAUGAGCUUGGGUUGAAUCUUUGGAGGGAUGUUGUGAUUCACUCUAGCAAAGCUCAAGCAAGGCUCCGGGAUACACUUCUCGAUCUUAUACUUAGAGAAAGGAAUGGUGAGGUAAUAAAUAGGGGCCUGAUGAGAAACAUUACAAAGAUGCUAAUGGAUUUGGGUUACUCUGUUUACCAGGAUGACUUUGAGAAGCACUUUCUUGAAGUUUCUGCUGAUUUUUACUGUCUUGAGUCCCAGAAGUUCAUUGAAUCGUGUGAUUGUGGAGAUUAUCUUAAGAAAGCCGAGAGACGUUUAAAUGAAGAAAUUGAGAGAGUGUCUCACUACUUGGAUUCUUCUAGUGAGUCAAAGAUUACCAAUGUGGUAGAGAAGGAGAUGAUUGAAAGUCAUAUGCUUACUCUAGUUCAUAUGGAGAACUCUGGCCUUGUGAACAUGCUUGUGGAUGACAAAUAUGAGGACUUGGGAAGAAUGUAUAACUUGUUUCACAGGGUGCCUGCUGGGCUCUCUAUUGUCAAAGAGGUCAUGACUUCAUAUAUACGUGAUACAGGUAAGCAGCUCGUUACAGAUCCAGACAGGUUAAGGGAUCCUGUAGAUUUUGUGCAGCGACUCUUGGAUUUGAAAGAUAAAUAUGACAAGAUUAUCGCUUUGGCUUUCCACAAUGACAAGACAUUUCAGAAUGCCUUGAAUUCUUCUUUUGAAUAUUUCAUCAAUUUGAAUGUUCGAUCACCAGAGUUCAUUUCUUUGUUUGUGGAUGAUAAACUUCGCAGAGGGUUGAAGGGGGUUGGUGAGGAGGAUGUGGAGGUUGUGCUGGACAAAGUCAUGAUGCUUUUCCGGUACCUACAAGAGAAGGAUGUAUUUGAGAAAUAUUACAAGCAACAUCUUGCCAAAAGGCUGCUCUCUGGGAAAACUGUAUCUGAUGAUGCUGAAAGAAGUUUAAUUGUUAAGCUCAAGACAGAGUGUGGAUAUCAAUUUACUUCUAAGUUAGAAGGCAUGUUUACCGAUAUGAAGACCUCUGAGGAUACAAUCCAAGGUUUCUAUGCGUGCCAUGGUGCUGAGACUGGGGAUAGCCCUACGCUCUCUGUCCAUGUGCUCACAACAGGUUCGUGGCCAACUCAGCCCAGUCCUCAAUGCAAUCUUCCUGUAGAAAUCUUGGGUGUGUGUGAGAAGUUUCGCAGUUAUUAUCUCGGGACCCACAAUGGUAGGAGGUUGUCCUGGCAAACAAAUAUGGGCACAGCUGAUUUGAAAGCAACAUUUAAGGGCCAGAAGCAUGAGUUGAAUGUUUCCACAUACCAGAUGUGUGUACUCAUGCUCUUUAACAAUGCUGAUGGAUUGACUUGCAAGGAGAUAGAGCAGGCCACACGGAUACCCUUGUCAGAUUUGAAAAGGUGCCUUCAGUCUUUGGCAUGUGUCAAAGGAAAGAAUGUGCUUCGGAAGGAGCCCAUGAGUAAGGACAUAGCUGAGGAUGAUGCAUUCUUCUUCAAUGACAAGUUCACAAGCAAGUUCAUCAAGGUGAAGAUAGGUACUGUUGUUGCACAGAGGGAAUCUGAGCCAGAAAACAUAGAAACUCGGCAGAGAGUUGAAGAAGACAGGAAGCCACAGAUUGAGGCAGCAAUUGUCAGGAUUAUGAAAGCAAGGCGGACUCUAGAUCACAAUAAUAUAGUUACUGAGGUCACAAAGCAGCUGCAGUCACGGUUUUUGCCUAAUCCCGUUGUCAUUAAAAAGCGAAUUGAAUCUCUUAUUGAGCGUGAGUUCUUGGAGAGGGAUAAAUUGGACAGAAAACUGUAUCGCUAUCUUGCUUGAAGCCUUGAGCAGUUUGUGUUGCCCCAUGAGUUGAAGAGUCCAGUUCAUGAAUUGCCGCAAGCUUUAGUUGGUUUCAAUGAACUGUGCCCGUGUCGAUCACUUUUUUCUUUUUUCUUAAUAGUAGGAGGGCUUGCUGGGAACUGUUACGAAGAUUUGGCUUCUGCCUCCAAUUUUAGAAACAUUUAACUCAUUUAUCUGUGACUCGAGCUUGUGGAUUCAAACAAAUGCUUGCACCUUUAUGAGUCACUUCUACACAGGCGUCAAACUCAAGAUCCAUCUCCAGUUUCUCAAAAUAAACGGUUUUUGGAUAAUUUUGGAUUUCCAAUCAUCA
This is a messenger RNA of Neltuma alba, 2852 nucleotides long. Its product is annotated as cullin-3A. The record is from RefSeq and is a predicted model, not a curated record. Gene Ontology annotation, molecular function: ubiquitin protein ligase binding. Gene Ontology annotation, biological process: ubiquitin-dependent protein catabolic process. Bases 323 to 2521 code for a protein of 732 amino acids. The transcript has 2 exons. Lineage: Eukaryota; Viridiplantae; Streptophyta; Magnoliopsida; Fabales; Fabaceae.